ACAGAAUCUACUGAAGAAGCUAGACGGGAUCAUAAAGGUGAUGUCAAGGGGAUGGUUUGGAACUGGGGAGCUGUAGGGGGUAUAUCGAGUCGCUCGGUCUCGUCUUUUGCUUUCUGUCUGCUCUUCAAAAUGCGUCCAACCAUCCAGUCUAGGGAUUCCGCCGUGUCCGCUGUUGCACUCGAUCGCGACCUGAACGAGCUGGAGGGUGAUGUUCUGGAAGAUUCGGCCUCCUCUCGUGAUUCAGUGCUCGACAUUUCUCCAGCUCUUCUCUUUCCCAGGACAUCUCCGCCCUGUGCUCCUGCUGGAUGUCUUUGGCCAAGCGAGGAGGUUUCCCCGGGCGAAAAGCCCGGCCCACAGAUGUUCGGCAUCCGACGGAUAUCAUCGGCCGUGUUUCCUUCCCACCGGUCACCUCGCUGGCACUCAUACACGCGACGGCGAUCACUCCGUCCCCUCGGAGUAUUACCCAAGGCGAGUCCUCCGUGUGGCAUCGAGCAAUGGCUAGAUCAGCAGGAGUUGUGCAUGCCGUCGGCACUGGAGCGCUAUGAACCCAUUCUCGAGGAUGAGCAGCCUGAACCUGUCGUUGAACACCAGCGACCGCCAAGUCCCGAUCCGAGCGAGAUGGACUAUUGUGUUGUGGAUGAUGCAGCUUACGUGGGUGAAGGAGGCAACGGACAGAGAACAUACGAGGGAGAGCUACGACACACAACGCGUCUUCCUCUAGGCGAAUUCGGCAAGAUGAUAUUCUCGCUGGCAAGUCACCUUGUUCAAAUGUGAUUUCUGACCACGGCUUGUCGAUUGUAACGUCGCCGUUGACCCGCCCAAUUCGGGGAGUGAGCGGUACAGCAGGGUAGCGGUCGAUGAGUAGAGUCGUUUGGAAUCAAUUGAAACAAACUUUUAGAAGAGGUUCCUCG
Messenger RNA from Saitoella complicata NRRL Y-17804, 911 nucleotides. RefSeq lists its product as uncharacterized. The transcript has a single exon. The coding region runs from base 130 to 774 and encodes 214 amino acids. NCBI's taxonomy places the organism in Eukaryota, Fungi, Ascomycota, Saitoellomycetes, Saitoellales, Saitoellaceae. The record is from RefSeq and is a predicted model, not a curated record.